UUUGCUGAAUGUAUCAACUCCUACGGGCCCAUCUUGCUGCGGGUCUGGCAUGGCAAGGUCAUAGUCAUCACCGGCAGACACCAGAAAGGAGGUGGUCUGCCAGCGGAUCGCCCUCGUAUGGUUGCAGCAGGAGAAAUUUCGUCUUGUGGGCUGCGCAUGACCCUUGCACCCGCAGGAGAGCAUUUCUGA
Suillus fuscotomentosus is the source of this 189-nucleotide messenger RNA. RefSeq lists its product as uncharacterized. The transcript has 2 exons. NCBI's taxonomy places the organism in Eukaryota, Fungi, Basidiomycota, Agaricomycetes, Boletales, Suillaceae. The annotation marks the transcript as partial. The record is from RefSeq and is a predicted model, not a curated record.